UUUGAGGUGUUCUUUGUAGGUAUCUUAACUUAACAAGAGUGGCUGGAGGCCCCAGAUCUGUUUCAGCCGCGAUAAUAUUAACUUGAAUGUAAUCAAUCAAGUUUUGGUUAUAAAAUGUCGAUGGGCACUUCAGAAACAGUGUUGGAAGUUCUGUCCAGGACAGGUUCUAACGUUGUAUUUUCUGAUCCAUGUCUUGCCAAACCAAACUUCACAUUUUCUCCCAAAUUCCAUGUAGAAUGUGCAAAGAAAAAGUCCUGUUCAGGGUAUUUGAAAUCGCUAAAUUGUUCUAGAGUGACACGAGGUUGCUUGAAGAUCGAUAUAGGCGGUGUUUCUCAUGGAAAUUCAAUGUUUGCUCAAUCACGCUUUCUAAGUUGCCACUGUCAACCUGCUGAAAGAGUUAGUGGGAUAACUGCAGAGGAUGGAAAUGGUACCUUGAUUAUGGAUAGUGAAAAUAAAUCAAACCCAAUUAAUGGUGUAGUGAGUGGGCCAAAAUCUCUAGAGCUUGGGAAGCUUCCACAAUCGAAACAGGAGAAGGAAAUUUUCAAAUCUAAUGAUGAGUUAGCUGAAGCUGAAACAAUCAAGCAUACUUCACGUAAAGUGUGUGGCAACUCCAUUGAGGAUGAGGCAUGGAAUCUUUUGAGGGAAUCCAUUGUUUAUUAUUGUGGUAGUCCCAUUGGAACAAUUGCUGCACAGGACCCAACCGAUUCUAAUAUUUUAAACUACGAUCAAGUCUUCAUUCGUGAUUUCGUACCUUCUGGAAUAGCAUUUCUUUUGAAGGGGGAGUAUGAUAUCGUUCGGAAUUUCAUCCUUCACACGCUUCAGUUGCAGAGCUGGGAAAAAACGAUGGACUGUCAUAGCCCCGGUCAAGGGCUGAUGCCUUGUAGUUUCAAGGUGCGAACUGUUCCUCUUGAGGGUGAUGACUCUGCAACGGAAGAGAUUUUGGAUCCUGAUUUUGGAGAGGCAGCAAUUGGUCGUGUGGCACCAGUUGAUUCUGGUCUAUGGUGGAUUAUACUCUUACGAGCAUAUGGGAAAUGCUCUGGAGAUCUUUCAGUACAAGAGAGGGUUGACGUGCAAACUGGAAUUAAAAUGAUUUUGAGGCUAUGUCUUGCUGAUGGUUUUGAUAUGUUCCCAACAUUGCUAGUGACAGAUGGUUCUUGCAUGAUAGACCGCCGCAUGGGAAUUCAUGGUCAUCCUCUGGAAAUUCAGGCACUAUUUUAUUCAGCGCUCCUUUGUGCACGUGAGAUGCUUGCACCAGAGGAUGGGUCAGCCGACCUUGUACGAGCGCUAAACAAUCGUCUGGUGGCUCUAUCAUUCCACAUCAGGGAGUAUUAUUGGGUCGAUAUGAGGAAACUCAAUGAAAUCUAUCGCUAUAAAACAGAAGAAUACUCGUAUGAUGCUGUCAACAAGUUCAACAUCUACCCUGAUCAGAUUCCUCCAUGGCUAUUGCAAUGGAUGCCCAAUAAAGGAGGCUAUUUAAUUGGAAAUCUGCAGCCCGCUCACAUGGAUUUCCGUUUCUUCUCUCUAGGAAAUUUGUGGUCUAUUGUCAGCAGUCUUGCAACAGUAGAUCAAUCACAUGCCAUAUUGGAUCUAAUUGAAGCCAAAUGGGGAGACUUGGUUGCGGGUACGCCCUUCAAAAUAUGUUAUCCAGCUCUUGAAGGUCAGGAAUGGCGGAUUAUCACAGGCAGUGAUCCCAAAAACACGCCUUGGUCCUACCACAAUGGAGGUUCAUGGCCAACUUUGCUCUGGCAGCUCACAGUGGCAUGCAUAAAGAUGAAUAGAUCAGAUAUAGCAUCCAAAGCUGUUGAGAUUGUGGAGAGGCGGAUAUCAACAGAUAAGUGGCCUGAAUAUUAUGACACCAAAAGUGCAAGGUUCAUUGGGAAACAGUCACGGCUUUUCCAGACAUGGUCUAUUGCUGGAUAUCUUGUGGCUAAGCAGCUCCUUGCUGACCCAUAUGCAUCAAAGAUUCUAAUAAAUGUAGAGGAUGAAGAGCUUGUCAAUGCGUUCUCCUGCAUGAUUGGUGCUAAUCCAAAAAGAAAACGUGGUAGGAUGGUGGUGAAAAAGAGCUAUAUCAUAUGAAAUUUACGUCCGAAUUCAUAACUGUGGGAAGAG
Telopea speciosissima is the source of this 2109-nucleotide messenger RNA. RefSeq names its product neutral/alkaline invertase 3, chloroplastic. The transcript has 6 exons. Gene Ontology annotation, molecular function: endo-alpha-N-acetylgalactosaminidase activity; sucrose alpha-glucosidase activity. The record is from RefSeq and is a predicted model, not a curated record. Bases 115 to 2076 code for a protein of 653 amino acids. Gene Ontology annotation, biological process: sucrose catabolic process. NCBI's taxonomy places the organism in Eukaryota, Viridiplantae, Streptophyta, Magnoliopsida, Proteales, Proteaceae. Gene Ontology annotation, cellular component: chloroplast.